CACGGAAUUGGAACGGUGCAGCUGUUUCCUCUCGUGACUCAUGUACAUCCUUUUUUUUUUUUUUUCAAUGCAUUUCCUCGUUCAUCCUCUACCGUUGCGGCAUAACAAUUUCCGUAGGCGUACCACCGCCCCUGCUAGAUUAACGCUCACAUGUGGUUCUGACUCACGCACGCCCGUUCCAGUAAAUUUGGCUCGCUCAUCCCCUACUUUAGCGCCAUAUCUGUUAACUUCGCCAGACUGCCACCCUUCUUGUAUGAGUAUAGGCUCUAUACGUGAUCGCUUGCACCUACGUAUACCACGGUGCACACAGCGCUGUUAUAGCGGGUGGUGUGCGAUUGUUAGCCGGCGCAUACCGAGAAUUUACGAUUGCUGUUGCUUGAUCUCGACGAGCGAGAGAGGCCAGCACCUUCAGCACGUGCUGCACGACGACCGGACGACUGAUUGCGUUCGGUGCCCCUUGGCUAGUGCACAAUUCUGUUGCAUGCCGCUGCUCGUUCGCUCUGGGCUGAAGUUUAACACCCGCGCAGGUAACGCUUAUACCCUGCCUUAGAUUGCAUAUGGAAAGUCAGUUUAGGACUUCACGCAGAGGAGACAAGUUUCGGCACCCCGUGUAACGAGCCCCCGCAGCGACUGCGUCGACACGGCCUCACGGGCCCGCUCUCUUGGGAAAACCCGGCCGAACCGAAGUUUUCAAGACAACCUCUCAAGUUCUGAGUUGCAUAUACUGUUGGAAAUCGAAAAUGGCCGUCGUCGACGUGCGUCCACCCAAUGGCCCGCUCUACCAGGACAUGGACGGGAUUCUGCGACUCUGCCGCAACUUCGGAGUGGACACGCUGCGCUCCGCGCUCAAUUAUAAGCCGCAGCCAGACGACAAGUUCGUCGUCACGUAUCCAAAGUGCGGAACAACGUGGACGCAGCACAUUGGCUUCUUGAUCUUCAACAAAGGCGUUCCCCCGUCCAGUGGCCUGGAGUUCUUCAAUAGAAGCCCCUUUAUCGAGAUGCUCGGCGCCGACAGCGUGCGUGACAUGACACGUCCCGGAGUGAUCAAGACUCACCUCCCUUACCACCUCAUGCCCAUGCAUCCGCAGGCCAAGUACCUCUACGUCUGCCGCAAUCCUAAGGACACUUGCGUGUCCCUGUUCUACCACACACGGGGUUUCACCGGAUACGACUUCGCCGACGGCAAGUUCGACGACUUCUUCGAGAUCUUCGUCUCCGGCGAAACCGACUACGGGGACUACUUCGACCACGUUCAACGUUGGUACGAGCACCGCAACGACCCGAACGUCCUCUUCCUGCAUUACGAAGACAUGAAAGCACAGCCGCGAGAAAGCGUGCUCAAGAUUGCCGAGUUCUUCGACGAGACCUACCACAAGUUGCUGCUGGACAAUGAGGACAUCCUUCAGAACGUGAUCAAAUACAGCGACGUCAAAUCCAUGAAAGACUACGCCUUGCAGAACUUCACCAAUUUCUUCACCAAGCAAAUAGAGGGGGAAGCGCCCGAGGGUCUCAAGGUCUUCCACGAAGCUUCGCAGAAGAAUCCUUCCACUGCUAGCUUCAUUCGUAAGGGCAUCGUCGGAGACUGGAAGAACCAUUUCUCGACUGAGCAGAAUGCCAUAUUAGAGAAGAAGAUUCUGGUGCGACUAUCCAAUACUGACUUGGUGGACACCUGGCGACAGCACGGUGUUAUGUAGCACUUUCACGAAAACCAGACAACUGUCAUAAAUUAUAGCUGCAUUCCAAA
This is a messenger RNA of Dermacentor silvarum, 1744 nucleotides long. Its product is annotated as sulfotransferase 1C4-like. Lineage: Eukaryota; Metazoa; Arthropoda; Arachnida; Ixodida; Ixodidae. Gene Ontology annotation, cellular component: cytoplasm. Gene Ontology annotation, biological process: sulfation. Gene Ontology annotation, molecular function: sulfotransferase activity. The record is from RefSeq and is a predicted model, not a curated record.